AUGCUUCCUGCCCCCCUGAGCUUGUUGUUCACGGUGGCAGUCAUCGGGGCGAUGGCGUAUUUCGUGUGGUACAGCAAGACGCGCAAGGAGCCAGGAGGCGGAUCGGGCUCUGGCGGCAGGGUAUACUACGUGGACAAUUGCCGUUUUUUCCUCGAGACGCUGGUCAUCUCAAAGCACAUGGUGUCUUGGUUUUACGAUGGAAGAUUGCAGAAUAAUUACGAUUGCUGGUAUAUGACUGCCCUCACGAACUGGACCGAGUCUUUCCACAUGGCCAUGUUCGCUUGUUGCAGUGGUUUGCUGUCGAAGGGCUACCUGACCCCAGCCCGCUCCAAGCGGACCAUGAUGAGAGUCGUGGUGCCCUUUAUUCUGCUGAAUUGGCUGGUGUACCCGGUCAGCCAGUAUAUUAUUCUUGGGAAGCCAACUCCUUCGCAUUGGCAUAUCAUCCCGAGCCCCUUGGUUCACGAAGGUAUUCUGUGGUUCCUGUACUCUUGGCUGUUCUGGAGGAUUACAACAGGCGUAUUCCUUUCCACGAUGCCCCCACACACGAUGCUAAUCGUCAGUUACCUGAUCUCUUGGAUGGGCGGGUACUGGUUCGAAGACGUGGGAUACCUGAGCCUCGAUACGAGCUUCGCCUGGCUCCCCAUGUACUGCACGGGCUACGUGAUCCCGCUCCGCUCCCUCGAGGCGCUGGACAAGAGGUGGGUCAAGGCGUGCGGGUUGGUGGUGACCGUGCUCAUCCUGAGCUUGCACUUGUCAUUCGCCUACCUCGCGGACCCGGACGUGGGAGAGCUCGGGGUCGGGGUGGGCCCAGACAGCGUCGACCACGACCAGGCCUUCGACUAUGGCCUCUACUUCCAGCCGUGGAUGUCCGCCUCGAGCCGACACUUCUACUUUCAGCACCAGGUUCACGUCAAGUUUAAAGAGCCCAGCAUUUACUGGACCGCAUGGACUCAGCGCGUGGUGUUUCAGUUCCUCGUGACCUGGCCGACAGGAGUUGCUCUGAUGGCUCUGGUGCCGCACUCGCAGAAGUUCUUCACAGAGUGGGGGUCCCGCACCAUGUACGCGUACGUUGGACAGGUAAUCUCGAAGAUGAUCCUCAUGCGCGUCUUUCUGUCCUGCUUCGACACCGACAAGCCGUUCGGCGCGACGGGCGACCAAAUGUUUGGUCCGUUGAUGUCGCUCGUGUUCGGCAUCGCCCUUGGGCUGAUCACGAACGUGUCCUGGGCGUGUAGCUACACGCAUAUGUGGAUGAAGUACAUCAUGGAGCCAGAGUGGGUAUUCGCGGUCUUCCUGGACGACGACCAGCUUUUGGAGCUGACCGCGGAGAAGAAGGUUAGCAAGCCGCCGCCGCCGCCGCCCCCGCCCGCCAAGAACGACGUGGAAGAGAAUGACGAGGACGACGAGGACGACGACGGCGAUGGCUCCGACGACAGCAGCGAGGAGACCCUGAAGCCGCUGUGGAGGCGGCUCUUUUGA
Molecule: messenger RNA, 1476 nt
Organism: Prorocentrum cordatum
Lineage: Eukaryota; Dinophyceae; Prorocentrales; Prorocentraceae
Source: the annotation of a GenBank genome assembly